This is a messenger RNA of Helobdella robusta, 2238 nucleotides long. RefSeq lists its product as hypothetical. Bases 1 to 2238 code for a protein of 745 amino acids. The record is from RefSeq and is a predicted model, not a curated record. The transcript has 4 exons. NCBI's taxonomy places the organism in Eukaryota, Metazoa, Annelida, Clitellata, Rhynchobdellida, Glossiphoniidae.
AUGAAAGAUUAUUUAAAACUUUCAGAAAAACCGACAAAUAAUUUCAGUGAGUUUGGAGAAAUGAAAAAAGAAAAUGAUUUCAAUUCCAAUCCGCAGCUUGCCAAAGAAAAGAGUUUUUUAAAAAAUAUUGCCGCCGAUUUUAAUAAAGAAAUUGAACUAAAUAGCGAAUAUGAUCCUUCCCAAAAUAAGCGUUCUUUUUUGGACGCUUACGUUGCUAAAUGGACACCGUGGUCAAGCUGCAGUGUCACAUGCGGUCAAAAUGGUUUGAAAACGCGUAUGCAAGUUUGUUUGCCAGGCUCCAUGGUGGAUGAACCGCUGUGUUCACGUGAAGGUUCAAAGUUGAAUGAAGAAUCCGUUCCUUGUGGAACUGAUGUGGAAUGUGAGGAUUUACUGGGAGUUUGCAAUGGAAACUUGAUCAAUCCAUCAUGGAACAAAUUAUUAGCUCCGUAUUUAUUUUACCGCGAACCACUGCAAAGCCAAUCUCAAACUAAUUUGCCAAUACAAAAUCAAAUUUAUCCAAGCAUUCCCAUACAAAACCAAGUUUAUUCCAACAGAACAGUUUGUAACCAACCUCCUUAUACCGUACAAGAAUUCAGUUUUUUACAGCCUAAAAAUACUGCAGCCGUAUAUUCAAGUACAUCAGUUCCAAACUCUUUGCCUCCUGCAUUUCUUUCAGCGCACGGAGAAUUGAACAACUGUCAAUGUUCUCAACAAUUUUUCAACCAUCGUUCCAAUUCAUCUGUUUUACAUCCUGUUCAGCAAAUUCCAUCAAUGCAAAAAUACUCGUGUAUGUCUCAAAUAAAUGCUCUUCCUAUUUCUAAACGAUACACAUUUGAAAACGAAAAUUCUAUCUGUGAGGAAGAUAAAGAAAUUCAAGAUAAUAUUUUUAAAGACAAUCUUGAUAAAUGCCGAAAAGAAUUGAACGAGUUAAAUGAUGAAUUAAACAAGGAAGAGUGUAAAGAUAACUUUAAAUUAACCAAAAAACAAAUUGAUUUACUAAAACGUCUCCACAGUUGUUUGGAAAAACAGAAACCAAGAUAUCAUGCUAAAAAAAAUAAACAAAAUCAAUCUCUUAAAAACCGUGAUAAUGAAUCUCUUAUUAGAGCAAUUGAAAAAUUAAAUUGUACUUUGGAGAAAAAAUAUAGAGCCAAUAAUCAAUCAGUUUGCAGUUCAUCAUUUCAGAAACCUGAUGAUAGGUUUUCAGAAAAGAAAUUUGAAACUCCAAACGACUGUACAAAAAAUGAUGUUGAAAUACGUAAACGAAAUAGACAAAACGUCGAUAAUUGCCGAACAAAUCAAAGAGGAUCGUACGAUUUGCAACCAAAAAAGCGUUGCUGCUACAAGCGUAUAGUCGAGAAUGAUUCUGAUGAUUACAGUGAUCGAAGAUCUAGAAAAAAUAAUAGAUGUAAAGACACAGAUAAAUCCACAAAAUCAUCGCCAUCAAGAAAAAAUUCAAGACAACCAUACCCUAGGCCAAACUAUACAGUUAGAGCAGUUAUGGAAACAAAAAAGUGUGAACAUAAUAAUUAUUUUAAAGAAAAAGAAUUUGCGAAAUAUAAAAAUUUUAAACGUCGCACAGCUAAUGCUAACGAAAGCAACAACGUCGCACAAGCAUCAAACGAAAGUAACAAAGCUCGUGGACAAACUCUAGAUCGUCCAAAUGAUUAUAUCUGCAGCAACAAAUCCAAGCAUUCAAACUUUCAAACAUCAACCUUCUGCAAUAAUUGCAACAACAACUUAACACUUGAUCAAUGCAGUUUCGAAACUCAAUCCACAAACAAUGAAGUAGUUUUAGAAGGAAAACUUGAGGAAAACGAACGUAGUUCCACUAACAUUAGCACAGAUAUAUCAAAAUGCAUUACUAUCGACCUUCCGUCAAAAUCAUCGUUGAGUGAUAUUUCUUUAGAAAGCAAUAAUUCAUUCAAUCGGGAUAUUCACAGUGAACAUUCAACGUUUAGAAGUGAUGAGAAUGAGGUUGAUAACAAUGGCAGCGUUAUUACAAAACUGAAAAAAAGACAAACUCCAUUUGCAAAAACUCUCAACUCAGAGACAUCGCAAAUAGAAUCUUAUAAACUAAACAGUUCUAGAUCAAGAAAUGAAAUAAACAACGCUCUAGCCUUAAAUUUUAACGACGAAAAUGGUAAAUUUAAUUCAACAAUAAAAAAUAAUUUAUCAUUAUUUAACGAUUUAUUUGUUCAGAAAAUAAUUCUAGAUGAUAUUUUUAUGAUAUCAUUUUGA